AAAUGCAUAGAAAAGAAUUAUUUCUGUAUCCUAUGUAGUGCACUAGUCUACCUCCUAUUGCACUCACCGUGUGUGUGUGUGUUUAGGGUUUGCUUAAAACAUUUUCUGAUUCGCUAGCUCUCUGUCGGUGCCAUGGCAGGAGGAAAGGCUGGGAAAGACAGUGGCAAAGCCAAGGCUAAGGCAGUGUCCCGGUCUCAGAGGGCUGGUCUCCAGUUCCCUGUAGGUCGUAUCCACAGACACUUAAAAACGCGGACUACUAGCCAUGGACGCGUCGGCGCAACAGCCGCAGUGUACAGCGCAGCCAUCCUGGAGUACCUCACUGCUGAGGUGUUGGAGUUGGCCGGUAAUGCCUCAAAGGACUUGAAGGUGAAACGCAUCACUCCCAGGCAUUUACAGCUGGCCAUUCGUGGUGAUGAAGAGUUGGAUUCACUUAUCAAAGCAACAAUUGCUGGUGGAGGUGUGAUUCCUCACAUUCACAAGUCCCUGAUUGGAAAGAAGGGCCAACAGAAAACUGCAUAGAAAGCUAUUUUGUCAGUCAGUAUGGAGAGAGCAGCUGUUUUAUGUUUUAUCUUUUUGUAUGGUUAUUUUGUAAGCAUAGAAUUAACGGAAAAAUUAGACCAUAUUUUGACGUACUGUUUUUGGAGUGGGAGGGGAAUUGUGCAAUAGUAAAUCCUUUUUAAAUGGGUUAACGAAGGCACAUGAGGGGGUUCUCAGUGUAUAUUUGCAUGUGUCUUACAUCUGUUUUAUACAUAAAGACUUUUCUUAAA
Messenger RNA from Pangasianodon hypophthalmus (striped catfish), 767 nucleotides. RefSeq names its product histone H2A.V. Bases 133 to 519 code for a protein of 128 amino acids. The transcript is spliced from 5 exons. NCBI's taxonomy places the organism in Eukaryota, Metazoa, Chordata, Actinopteri, Siluriformes, Pangasiidae. The record is from RefSeq and is a predicted model, not a curated record. Gene Ontology annotation, molecular function: DNA binding; protein heterodimerization activity; structural constituent of chromatin. Gene Ontology annotation, cellular component: nucleosome.